Molecule: messenger RNA, 948 nt
Organism: Culex quinquefasciatus (southern house mosquito)
Lineage: Eukaryota; Metazoa; Arthropoda; Insecta; Diptera; Culicidae
Exons: 3
Coding region: 134-682 (182 amino acids)
Source: RefSeq, a predicted model, not a curated record
GUUCAUCUUGAUGGGUGUUUAGUUUUCCGGAGGCUGCCGUGCGAGCUGGAUUGGAUAGGAUACCUUGUGCUGGGAAAUAUAAUAUCUCUAACGUUCUACUUCAAAGUGUUUUAGAGUUGUGACUAGCAAAAAAAUGGCUUGCAGAUUAUCGAGGAACGGAGUUGAGAGUGUGCAGAAAGUGCUAUUUUUAUUGCUGAUUAGUGUCAUAGGAGCAGUGAUUGCCUGUAAUGGUGGCUUCAAAAUCAAGGUCCGCAAGGUGGAAAACUGCGCCGGCCCGGACGCGGUCAUCACGGCCCACGAAAACUACACCGCGGUACUAACGAAGAACUGCGAAAUCAAAUCCCGCGGCUGUGUCAGCUUUAAGUCGUUCAACACGGCUAUUUCGAGCCUGAAGGUCAAAAAGGAUGGCAUCGUGGUGCUGCAGGACCGGGUGAAUCUGUGCGAACGGUUGGCCAAGGGACGCAAGGAUGCCAACAUUGGCCAGAUGCUGAAAACGUUGCGACUCCCGGAGAGCUGUCCGGUUGAGGAGGGAACGCUCUGUACGGAUCCGUCCCAGGCCGUCAACAUCGAGCAGUACAAACAGUUCCUCCCGUUGGCACGUGGCCUCAUCGAUAUCGAGAUGGACAUCCAGCACGACACGGGCAAAAGCUGCUUCCGAGUGCAGAUCGACAUCGCCAAGUGAGCUGCAACAGGUUUAUGACGACUUUGGAAGGUGGAAUGAAUUACAAUUACUACGAAUCAACGCUAAUCAAGUGCUUAUGGUGAUACUAAAAUAUAUACAGUACGUUACCUCAUUGAAUCCGAGACUAAGUUGUACAUCGGGGGAACCACAUCGACUGUGUUUGUGUUUCCGCUAAAUUGACUCCAGGAAAGUUCCAUGGAAAAAGUUUUUAAAAUUACAAAUGAAGUUAUUGAAUAUGAUGUCUUAAAGUUAUCUCACAGCAAUGA